UUCUGCAGAUAUUUAAAGGCAGUGAAUCAGAACUGCAAACACACAUAUCGAUGGCGAGGGUGAGCUCCAAACACAGUGAUUCUGUCUUCUAUGGGUAUUCCAACAUCAAUAUUACGGUGCUUCUCUGGGCUCUCCUUUCACAGAUUUGGCCUCAACCUGUUACUUGCCGUUCAACUCUCGAGUUUCUUCCAGGCUUCCAUGGACGCCUUCCCUUUCAACUCCAAACUGGGUACGUGGGAGUGGGAGAAUCAUCAGAAGUAGAGGUUUUCUAUUAUUUUAUAGAGUCAGAGAACAAUCCUCAAGAAGACCCACUCUUGAUUUGGUUUUCUGGUGGUCCUGGAUGCACUUCAUUUGUGGGACUUGCCAGUGAAAUAGGUCCAAUUGCAUUUGUAGACCAGGAGUACAAUGGGAGCUUGCCUAGCCUAGUCUUGAGGCCUCAAUCAUGGACCAAGGCAGCGAGUAUAAUUUUUCCAGAUUUGCCCGUUGGAGCAGGGUUCUCAUACGCCAAAACAGAAGCUGCUAAUCAAUCAGGUGACUGGGUUGUAGCUCACCAUGCUUAUCAGUUUCUAAGAAAGUGGCUAAUGGAUCAUCCAGAAUACUUAUCGCAUAAGGUGUAUGUGUGUGGGGACUCCUAUGCUGGCAUUCAUAUCCCAGCCUUCGUUCAAGAAAUUUCAUAUGGAAAUGAAAAUGGGGUCCAGCCUUUGAUAAAUAUCCAGGGAUACAUACUUGGGAAUCCGAUAACAACAAGACUUGAAGUAAACUAUCAAAUUACAUUUGCUCAUGGAAUGGGAUUGAUCUCUGAUGAACUUCACGAGUCAUUACAGAAAAAUUGUAAAGCACAAUACGCAAACAUGGACCCCAAGAACUUGUUAUGUCUCAGAGAUUUCCAGUUAUUCCAAGAGUUAACAGCAGAAAUCGACCAUGCUAUGAUUUUGGAACCUGCCUUUUGUGGUUAUGAUAAUCUGCGUGUGCUGUCACCAAGAAAUUCCUUGAUGAAGAGAUCUCUAACCCAGAAAGUGAAGGCCAAUAAUUUUCCAUCAAAAUGUCGGCGACUAGGAUAUACUCAAGAAACAUAUUGGGCUAAUAAUGAUCACGUUCGAAAAGCACUCCAUGUUCGAAAGGGAACCGUAGGAUGUUGGAAGCGUUGUAAUAGCGAUAUAAAUUAUAAAUAUGGAAUUAAUAGCAGCUUUUAUAUUCAUGCAAAUCUCAGCGCAAAGGGUUAUCGUUCUUUGAUAUACAGUGGCGAUCAUGAUAUGGUAUGUCCUUUCUCAGCAACACAAGCAUGGAUUAGAUCUUUGAAUUACUCCGUUGUUGAUGAUUGGAGGCCUUGGCAUGUCAAUGGCCAAGUUGCUGGAUACACAAGGACUUACUCCAACCACAUGACAUUUGCAACCAUGAAGGGUGCAGGACAUACAGCUCCAGAAUUCAAACCGGACGAAUGCCUUGCCAUGCUCAAAAGGUGGAUAUCUAAUGAGCCUCUCUAAUCAACACGGGAUUACCUCUCACGAGGAUGUAAAAUUUGUUUGAAGAAAAAUCAAAUCUUGGGUGUGUAUUCAUAAAAUUGAAGAGAUAUAUAUUUGAAAAUAUAUAUU
Prosopis cineraria is the source of this 1592-nucleotide messenger RNA. RefSeq names its product serine carboxypeptidase-like 7. Gene Ontology annotation, biological process: proteolysis; secondary metabolic process. The transcript has 14 exons. The record is from RefSeq and is a predicted model, not a curated record. Lineage: Eukaryota; Viridiplantae; Streptophyta; Magnoliopsida; Fabales; Fabaceae. Gene Ontology annotation, molecular function: serine-type carboxypeptidase activity; acyltransferase activity, transferring groups other than amino-acyl groups. The coding region runs from base 51 to 1484 and encodes 477 amino acids.